AUGGCACCUCUUCGUGGAGGGAAUUCUAAAAACCAAGCCUGUGUCAAGCAGGCUAUGACGGUAUCUGCAAACCAAACAACUCAGGGACCUUCUACCCCUAGAGUCACCGUGAAAGAAGAUAUGAAGGAGCCAGAACAAAGUGUAACUUAUUUUGUGGAUGAAGAAGGAAGAUACUAUUACCAGCCUUCUGUGGACAAUGAAAAUCUUACCAUGACUAUUGCUAAUGCAAAUGAUUCUGAACAAAAGCAUAUAAUAGUGAAUGAAGAUUACCAAACAGUCACAUUAGUUCCGUCGGAGACUGAUAUGGGUGAAGUCAGCUAUGUGCUGGUGGUUCAAGAUGACAAGCAAGUUAUGAAUAUUAAUAUAAAGGUUAAUGAGGAGGAGAAUGAAGGUGAUGUUUAUACAUUUGAAGAUGAAGAAGAAAUAACAGAAAAAGUUGAUGAGUCUUCAGAUUCCUUGGCUAAGCCAAAACGCAAGCAAAAGACUUCGCGGCCUAAUUAUAAUUGCAAUUAUUGUAAUUAUGUGAGUCACAGAAAGUAUUUGCUCUUAAGGCAUAUGAAGUCACACUCAGCUGAACGACCAUUUAAGUGUAACGUUUGUGACCGGGCAUUUAAGACCCGGGUUUCACUGAACAAUCACACAAACACUCACAAUGGUAUCAAGCCUCAUAUUUGCAAAUAUUGCAGCACACCUUUCACUACUUCAGGUGAGCUUGUAAGGCAUGUUCGCUAUAAGCACACUCAUGAGAAGCCACACCGUUGCACUCAGUGUGACUAUGCCUCGGUGGAACUGUCCAAGCUGAGAAGACACAUACGCUGUCACACUGGAGAGAGGCCAUAUCAGUGCCCGCAUUGCACAUAUGCUUCACCGGAUACGUUCAAAUUAAAACGUCACUUGCGCACGCACACCGGCGAGAAGCCAUACAAAUGCGAUUCUUGUAACAUGUCUUUCACCCAAUCCAACUCGCUGAAAGCUCACAAACUUAUCCACAAUGUGUCAGAGAAGCCAGUGUACGCAUGCGAGCUUUGCCCGGCAAAGUGUGGACGUAAAACUGAUUUGCGUAUUCACAUUCAGAAGUUGCAUACAUCGGACAAGCCCCUUAAAUGCAAGCGUUGUGGGAAAACCUUUCCAGACCGAUACUCUUGCAAGGUUCAUAAUAAGACCCAUGAAGGCGAGAAAUGCUACAAAUGCGAGCUUUGUCCCUAUGCAUCGACAACGCUUCGACACUUGAAGGCCCACAUGCUCAAACAUACUGAUGAAAAACCGUUUGUCUGCGAUCAAUGUAACCAAUGCUUUAGGCAGAAGCAGCUUCUUCGUCGUCACCAAAACUUGUACCACAACCCUGAUUAUUCGCCAAAACCACCCAAAGAGAAAACUCACGUUUGCCACGAAUGUAACCGCAGCUUUGCACACAAGGGGAACCUCAUUCGUCACUUGGCUAUUCAUGACCCAGAUUCUAAUCAUCUUGAGCAGGCGUUAGCUCUAAGGAUUGGCAGACAGAAGAAACUUAGGCCAUACCCGGAAAAAACCAUACGCGAAGAGAAUUCCAGUCCGCUUCAAGAAGUUGUUAAAAUAGAAGUGGCCAGCAAUGAAAAUAAAGAAGAUGAAAAUGUGGAAAUAACUGGUGAAGAAAAUCAAGAGUAUGUUGUCUUAGAGGUCAUACAAUUGGAAGAUGGGUCUGAGCAACAAGUGUGCCUCAUCACACCGCAUUACUCUGACAUGGAGAGACGAGAAGAAAGUGAUUCAGCAAACGCUGAUGAUAAUUCAGAAAGCAACCAAGAAUUAUUCUACAAAGAACAACUAAGAAAGACAAUCGAACAAAAUUUGAAAGCAGAAAAAGACUUAGAUACUUGCUUUGGAUUUGAUGAAGAAGAAGAAGAGGAAGAGGAGACUGUACCCAAAUUUGAGCAACAAGAAAAUAAAUAUUAUAGUCUCCAGUAUGAAUUAAGCGACGAAGAAGAUUUCCCACAUCAGUAUGAGUCUGCAAGCGAUGCAUCUGAAAAAGAUGGUGAGUAA
This is a messenger RNA of Pieris macdunnoughi, 2016 nucleotides long. The record is from the annotation of a GenBank genome assembly. Lineage: Eukaryota; Metazoa; Arthropoda; Insecta; Lepidoptera; Pieridae.